This is a messenger RNA of Oppia nitens, 1362 nucleotides long. RefSeq names its product neuropeptide F receptor-like. The transcript is spliced from 5 exons. The record is from RefSeq and is a predicted model, not a curated record. The coding region runs from base 76 to 1362 and encodes 428 amino acids. Gene Ontology annotation, molecular function: neuropeptide Y receptor activity. Gene Ontology annotation, biological process: G protein-coupled receptor signaling pathway. NCBI's taxonomy places the organism in Eukaryota, Metazoa, Arthropoda, Arachnida, Sarcoptiformes, Oppiidae. Gene Ontology annotation, cellular component: membrane.
CAUGAAAAAUAUAUUUAUUAAAAUAUCAAUCAUUUUUGACAAAACAUUAUAAAAUUUGAAUAUUACCGGCACUUAAUGUGUGAAACAUUGCCAACAAUGAGCAAUAUUGUCAUCAAUACCACGUAUACCGGCAACGAAACUGCAGAUGAAUUGCAGGAUUUGAUGGCAAGACUCGAGUCCUAUAUUAAUAACAGAGCUCUCGAUAAUAUAUCGUUGAUCUCAUUGAUCAUCGCCUACGCUAUACUAAUAUUUAUCGGCACUUUGGGUAACGGUUUAGUUUGUAUAGUAGUGGCCCGUAAACCGAAAAUGCGGACUUCGAGGAACCUGUUUAUCAUCAAUCUAGCCAUCAGUGAUCUGUUGCUCUGUUUUUUUACGAUACCAUUUUCAUUGGUCGAAAUAUCUGUCAAGUUUUGGCCUUUUGGUGUAACAAUGUGCAAACUGGUCGUAUCAUUAGAGGCCACAUCGAUAUUUGUGUCGACAAUCAGUAUAACGGCCAUAGCGUUGGACAGGUAUCAAGUAAUACUACAUUCCGGUGGCGAUCAUCGCAUGUUUGGCUCUAUUGUCAAAUUGGUUGCCAUUUGGAUAAUGGCUAUAAUGUUGGCGUUACCGUUGUUUCUCUAUAGGACUGUUGAAUCGCAUGAAUUGAGUAAAUUGAACCUUCCUUGGCUUAAGUCUGUCAACUAUUGUGUGGAGCGGUGGCCAAUAGCCCACGGGAGGGGCUAUUAUUCUGUCUUUUCAAUGGUAUUUCAGUACGUACUGCCCAUACUUAUUGUCAGUAUAGUCUACACGCGCCUCUGUAUGAAACUGCGUACACGUGCUCUAAGAAGGACAUCGACAACACAAUUGCCAAAAUUGAAGUCACGUUUGAAGAAAAGGACCCGAAAGACCAAUUCAUUGCUUAUAUCUAUUGCAUUGAUAUUCUGUAUUUCUUGGUUACCCCUAAACCUCAUCAAUAUUGUCGCCGACUUUUGUUUCCCAUUCAAGUCGGACACGACUUUUCGUAUAGUGUUCGCCAUCUGUCAUAUGGCAGGUAUGUCGAGCGCCUGUUCUAAUCCACUUCUGUACGGUUGGCUAAACCAAAACUUUCGUAACGAAUUCAAAGAGCUUUACAGUGUUUUCCAUUCAUUUGUCGGCAAAUGUUUUGGCACAAAGUCGGCCAUAAAUAACAAUAAUAAUACUAUUUUGAAAAGCGGUGGUGUCGUCGACCGRCGCCCGUCACACAUAUACUGUGGACCAACUCAUCUAUUUGAUGACGAUCUCGACCACAAUGAGAUGCGUGUGAAUGGACUGACCAGAGAGACAAUGGUUUUGGCCACCAGUGCUAAUAAUAUACCGUUGACUGUGUCGUGUGAAUACAACUAA